Esox lucius (northern pike) is the source of this 2651-nucleotide messenger RNA. It is a transcript of the gene irf5, whose product is annotated as interferon regulatory factor 5. Gene Ontology annotation, biological process: regulation of transcription by RNA polymerase II; immune system process. The record is from RefSeq and is a predicted model, not a curated record. NCBI's taxonomy places the organism in Eukaryota, Metazoa, Chordata, Actinopteri, Esociformes, Esocidae. The transcript is spliced from 9 exons. Gene Ontology annotation, cellular component: nucleus. Gene Ontology annotation, molecular function: RNA polymerase II cis-regulatory region sequence-specific DNA binding; DNA-binding transcription factor activity, RNA polymerase II-specific; protein binding. The coding region runs from base 544 to 2022 and encodes 492 amino acids.
AUGUGCUCAUAUUGUCACCGAAGUUACUGACCGAAAAGAAACUGCUUUUCUCUAGGUUGGCCUAUCCACAAAGAGCUAUCGCAUAGUGCUUCCGUGUAGAAUAGUCUACCUCAGAGAGCGCUGUCACCCGGAAGGGCGGUACCUAGUUAAGUUAUGUAGAACAGGUUAGUUCAUGGUUCACCUCAAAACAUGCUUCGCUGUUUGUGGAAAGUUUCCGAAAUACGCGCUGAACGUUCCGUCAUUCACCCACACACUCCUUGAACUUGCAAUGGUCUUAUUGAAGAUUUAUGUCAGUAGCCUUGCCUACAUAGAAAAACAAAAAUUACCAGUGGCAGCACACAUAUGGUCACGCCGCUCUUUUUUCUGUUUAUGGAAGGACGAAUAGCGUAGCCUAUUGACUACAGUAAGAAAAAAGAAAAUCGUCGGUAAAAGGAGCGAAAGCCACCUUGUUUCAGCUUUGUUAAAAGGACCUAUCGUCAAAAGGUCCUUAACUCACACACCUAGGAGUCCCCCUCUCCUCCCCACAUUGUGCUUGGCCCCACCAUGAGCGUGCAGCCUCGGAGGAUCCGUCUGAAGCCUUGGCUGUUAGCCCAGGUGAACAGCGGAAGGUACCCAGGCUUGCAAUGGCUCGGUCAGGACCAGCGGCUCUUCCAGAUUCCAUGGAAACAUGCCACGAGACACCUGCCCACCACUGAGGAAGAGAACACUAUCUUCAAGGCCUGGGCUCUGGAGACAGGGAAGUACCAGGAGGGUCUGGAUGAGCCUGACCCAGCCAAAUGGAAGGCCAACCUGCGCUGUGCUCUCAACAAGAGCCGUGAGUUCAAACUGAAAUACGACGGUACCAAGGAGACCCCCGUUCAGCCCGUUAAGAUCUACGAGGUGUGCGACCAGCCCUACAAUGGAGACACAGUUGAUGAAGAUGAUGAAGAGAUGCCAAAUAUUGUUGAACUCUCUAUUGACCCCAGGAUAAGUGCUGUACACAGCGUUCCUUUCACCCACAUGCACCCCGCUGUCAACGGGGGCCUGACUGUUGGAGAGGAACUCCCUCCACCAAUCAUGGCUCCUCCAGAGUUUCCUUCCCACAUCCCAUUGGAACAUGGGGGCUUUAUACACUCGGGACCCACGGGACCCUCCAAUGAGAUGGCCGGAGGGGGCAUGCCUCCUGUGGUCACAGAGGUGCCCCCCAUGGUGCCUUCCGAACCACCCGUGGCUCCGAUUGCCCCUAACUCUGCUACAGUGGAGGCCAUGGCUGGAGUCCAGAACCAGGAAGAGGGCCAGGCUGGAUUCCCCUACAAAUAUGACCUGCUGAACAGUCUGCCAUUGACUGACCUGGAUAUGAAGUUCCAGUACCGGGGUCGCAUGAUGGGCUCCCUGACGGUCAGUAACCCCCAGGGCUGCCGGCUCUACUACGGGCACCUGGAGCCCACACCAGAGCAGGUGGACCUGUUUGGCCCAGUCACCCUCAACCAGGUCCUCUUCCCCGGCUCGGCUGACAUCCAGAACGAGAAGCAGAGGUUCUACACUGAGCAGCUGCUGGACGUGAUGGACCGAGGCCUCAUCCUGGAGAUCUGGGAGCAGGACAUAUAUGCUAUAAGGCUCUGCCAAUGUAAGGUGUACUGGUCUGGGCCCGGUGUGGAUGAGCAUGGGCCUCCCAACCCUAUGGAGAGGGAAAGGAAGUACAAGGUUUUCAGCCUCAAUAACUUCCUGCAUGGGCUCAUCUUGUUCCAGAAAGGGGAAGCUCCAACCCCUCCCCCUUUCGAGCUCUACUUCUGCUUUGGAGAGGAUUGGCCCGAUCAACGGAAACCCAAGGAGAAGAAGCUCAUCAUUGUGCAGGUGAUUCCAGUGGUGGCUCGGAUCCUGACGGAGAUGUUUUCCGGAGAGCUGUCCUGGUCCACAGACAGCAUCCGACUGCAGAUCUCCAACCCAGAUAUGAAGGACCACACUGUGGAGCAGUUCAAGGAGCUCCAGAGGCUCCUUCAAAGCCAAUAUGGGCAGGGACCGUGGGCCACCAACGCACCCUGAAUCUGGUGACUUUUGCUGGGUCCUCAACAGGUCCUUGGUCAUGGCUACAUGACCAAGUUAUAGGCCCACUUGGAGUCUUAUCUGGAAGGAGUGGACUGCUGAUACACUUACAUGGGGGUUAAUGGCACACUGCAACUAAGGAACUCUUUUUUUUUCCUCAGAGCCUCUUUCUGGUUCUAAAGUAGACACAGUCAAUUGAGUUCUUCAUCAGUCCCAUACAUCUUUCCAUCCUAAACCCAAGCCUUAGACCCAUAAGCGCUGUAGCUCUUCCAAACUCUUCCUGCUUCCACACACUCAUCAUACCCAGACUGCUCUUUUAACCCCUAUUGUGAAAAUUGUAGCUUUAUCCUUGAUGUUCUUUGGUCCCUUAAUAUUUGUCUAUUUUGAAUUUCAAUAGCUACCGUUGCAGUAUUUUUUUUCUCAGAUGGAAGGUAUUACUUCAUCUUCCCUCAGUUAUCAUCCAUUUUCUUUUACAUCCACACUUAACUGUCGAUCUGGAAAUGCAUGCAUUGUUACUGGCGUUUGUCAAAGUUAGAUACCAAUGAUACUCUGCCAAAAUGUGUUUUAAGCCAUACAUGACAAAUAUUGUAAUGUUAUAUUUUUAAUAAAUACAUUGUGAAUACAUUCAA